Messenger RNA from Armigeres subalbatus, 546 nucleotides. RefSeq lists its product as uncharacterized. The transcript is spliced from 2 exons. NCBI's taxonomy places the organism in Eukaryota, Metazoa, Arthropoda, Insecta, Diptera, Culicidae. The record is from RefSeq and is a predicted model, not a curated record. The coding region runs from base 97 to 441 and encodes 114 amino acids.
UUGCUGUUUAGGUCAAUCAGAUAGUAGUAGUACAUAUAUAAAUAACCAUACAGGCUCUACUUUUUCAUUCCACAAUCUAGCAUCAGGAGUUGGAAGAUGAAGUCGUGUUCAAUAGUUGUCCUCGUCUUAGGCAUUUUAGUUGCAGCCAUUUUGUGCGCACCAGCGACAAAAACGACCGCCAGUGAUGUUAUAUGCGAUAAAAAAGGUUGCACAUUUCCUGUUAAGGAUUACGGACCCGUAGUUACCCCUCAUAUUCCGACUAUGCAGCCAAGGGUUCGAACUAUGCUGGUACCUCCAUUGUGGGUCAACACAACUUGGUUGGAGAUCGUGGAGAGUUCGUCUACAACUUUUGCGCCUGAAGAAGACGGAAAAGAAAGCUUAAUACCAUUCGAGGAUACUACCUACGAUGACAACGAUGAGGAUAAUGUGAUACAAGAAUGAUAGAAUGAUGUAUAAUUAGUAAAAACAAUCUAAUUUUAAUUUUAAACUCUAAUUUUAAAUAAUUACCUUAUAUUUUGGAAAUACACAUUCUACUUAUCACUACGA